This is a messenger RNA of Colletotrichum karsti, 2823 nucleotides long. RefSeq names its product serine palmitoyltransferase. Lineage: Eukaryota; Fungi; Ascomycota; Sordariomycetes; Glomerellales; Glomerellaceae. The record is from RefSeq and is a predicted model, not a curated record. The coding region runs from base 1 to 2823 and encodes 940 amino acids. Gene Ontology annotation, molecular function: pyridoxal phosphate binding; serine C-palmitoyltransferase activity. Gene Ontology annotation, biological process: sphingosine biosynthetic process; ceramide biosynthetic process. Gene Ontology annotation, cellular component: endoplasmic reticulum. The transcript has 7 exons.
AUGGACGCCGGCGAAGUCCAGACCUUGGUGACUGACUGGCUGCGCGAGGCUUCCGAUGCCUUCCAGAAGGUCCCUGGGUCCGCUGUCCUGAUCCGCUACAUCCAAUCUAGCUACCAGAACGAUCCCAUCCGCUCCGGCAUCGAGUUGGUCCUCUUCAUAUUUUUCGUUCGCUAUCUUUUGUCGCCCUCCUACUCGACUCAAAAGCAGAACUUCAUCAAACUGCGCGAUGACGAAAUCGACGAGUUGGUGGACGACUGGACCCCCGAGCCUCUUGUCCCUCCCCAGUCCGCGCUCGAGGAGAUGGAGAGUGAGCGACUCCCCGUCAUCGUCGGGCCUACUGGCCCCAAGACCAAGCUGGCAAGUGGCCGCACCGUGACGAACCUCGCCUCUUAUAACUUUUACAACUUCAACGCGAACGAACAGAUCAAGGACAAGGCUAUUCAGACUCUGCGCACCUAUGGCGUCGGCCCUUGCGGCCCUCCCCAGUUCUACGGCACCCAGGACGUGCACAUGAAGACAGAGGCGGACAUCGCCGCCUAUCUCGGCACGGAAGCUUGUAUCGUCUACGCCCAAGCCUUUUCGACCAUCUCCAGCGUGAUUCCCGCUUUCUGCAAACGCGGCGAUAUCAUCGUGGCCGACCGCGCCGUGAACUACUCUAUUCGCAAGGGACUCGAGGCCUCCAGAAGUACCAUCAAGUGGUAUGCCCACGGCGACAUGGAUGACCUGGAACGUGUUAUGCAGAAAGUCGUCAAGGACCAGAGAGGCAAAAAGCUGACGCGUCGGUUCAUCGUCACCGAGGGCUUAUUCGAAACAACUGGCGACCAUGCCGAUCUCCCCAGACUGGUUGAGUUGAAGGAGAAGUACAAAUUCCGCAUUAUACUGGACGAGACCUGGUCAUUUGGCGUUCUCGGCCGCACCGGUCGUGGCCUCACUGAGGCGCAGAACGUGGACCCUUCUCAGGUGGACAUGAUCGCGGGUUCCCUCGCUGGCCCCCUGUGCGCCGGUGGUGGUUUCUGCGCCGGAGCCAAGGACGUGGUCGAGCAUCAGCGCCUUACUGCGGCGUCGUAUACCUUCUCGGCCGCUCUGCCUGCCAUGCUCGCUGUCACGGCCAGUGAGACGCUCAGCGUCUUGCAGUCCAACCCUGAUAUCCUCACGCAGUGCCGUGAGAACAUCAAGGCAAUGAGGGCACAGCUGGAUCCGCGCAGCGAUUGGGUAGUGUGCACAAGCUCCCUCGAAAACCCCAUCUUGCUUCUUGUGCUCAAGCCCGAGGUUGUCGCGGCGCGGAAGCUCACGAGGGAGGAUCAGGAGCGCCUUCUCCAAGAAUGUGUCGACGAGGCACUUGCAAACGGAGUUUUGAUCACCCGCCUCAAGAGUAUGGCCAUCGCCAACAACCUUGACCCGAAGGACGACAGCUGGAACAUCCAGCCCGCACUCAAGGUGUGCGUCACGUCGGGUCUCCCAAAGAAGGAUAUCGAAAAGGCCGGCGUUACUAUCCGGCACGCCAUUACCAAAGUAAUGGACCACUUCGAUCAAUCCCGCUUCUUUCGACCUUGCUACUUCGGCUGUCGUCUUCUGACCUACGCGGCGCACCUCAACCCAGAGCCAAAGCCCCCCAGCCUAGGAAAAGAUGAGGACUACGAGUCUCUCUUCCGCUACGCUUUUAGCCUUGCUUGGGCUAUCAGCCGCUCAUCCUCACGAGAUGCAGAGAGAGAUAUUACGCCUGGCACAAUAGUUGUCACCGAUUCGUCACUGAAAGAAGCCACGGAGGCUCCUCAAGCUGUUGUCUACGUCGAUGAGGAGGGCACUCCUCUGACCACCGUGACCGAGACGGUCAGGUUUGUUCCCGCAGCGUCAGAGUCUCUUGGUGGCGCCCCGAAACCUUCGGAUCUUGAGACUCGCUCCGGUCCCGCCUCUUCACGAGACAUCUCUUCUGCUUCGUCGGUUUCGAAGACAUCCCCUCCUCCGGCGACAUCUCAAUCCUCAUCCUCCGUUUCAUCAUCAUCAUCGGCGUCUCCUUCGGCCAGCCUCUACGGCAUCGCCUACGCACCUUACACCGCGAAAAGCGAGUGCAAGACAGCCGCGGAGAUUGAUGCUGACUUCGCUGAACUUAAGGACAAGUACUCGAUUGUUCGCACUUACGGCACCGACUGCGACCAAAUUACAAAAGUUCUUCCUGCCGCCAGGAGGGCCGGCCUGAAGCUUAUGCUCGGUCUCUUUGACAUUGGUCCGAUCCAGCAGCAGGUCCAGAUGAUUGUCACGGCUGUCGAUGGAGACUGGUCUCCGGUUGAUACCAUCAGUAUCGGCAACGAGCUCGUGAACAGCGGCCAGGCUACAGCUCAGCAGGUCAUCACGGCAAUGACACAGGCGCGACAGCUUCUCCGUGCUGCUGGCUUCGAGGGCCCCGUCGUCACGGUCGACACUUUUGUGGCUGUCUUGGCCAACCCGUCGCUGUGCGACCAGUCGGACUAUUGCGCCCUGAACAUCCACCCCUUUUUCGACGCCAACACUGCGGCCAAGGAUGCUGGAACGUUUGUGACCGGAGUGGUAGGCCAGGUUCAGUCAAGACUUUCGAAUCGGAGCAAGCGCAUUGUUUGCACCGAGACGGGCUGGCCGUGGCAAGGAGACGUCAACGGCGCCGCGGUACCCGGUAUCAACGAGCAAAAGCUGGCCGUUAACUCGAUCAAGAAGGCGUAUGUAAGCCACCCGGGCGAUGUCAUUCUCUUUUCUGCCUUCAACGACCUCUGGAAGCACUCGGAGGCUAGCACCUUUCAUGCCGAACAGUACUGGGGCAUUGGAGGUCUCUACUCGAAUUCUGGCAAAUAG